AUGGCGGUCUCUCAACUUGGCGCGGUAUUUCCUUCUUCUGUUCCCCCUCCCGUCGCCACCCCUUUGGGCGCAUCGGCGCCAAUUUCCUUCAAUUCAUACGCGAAAAUUCAUUCAGUAACGACCCACGACCUUCAAACCAACUUUGAAGUCUUUCCCCCAUUUCUUCUCUGCCAAACGACGCCCAAUCUCUCGAUGUCGACCACAACACAAAUUCUCUUCAAUUCUCCAGCUUUACACUCGCUGAAACGCGAGCAGCUCAUCAAACUUUGCAAGAUUCACUCGAUAAAGGCCAACGGAAAGAAUGUCGACCUCAUUCAACGGCUUAGGCACCAUGCGCAGACUUUGCCCAAAGACUCGCCUUUGAGCGUCGCAGCGAGGAGCGAAUCCAAAGAACCGAUACCUAUGCAGCCCGAAGAGGCUGACGAAGACUUACAAGAUGACGCACAGGACGACAGCUCCAUCAGAACUGCGAUACCGCGCCCCAGCGAGCAGUGGGAGAUGGUUAUGGACAGUAUCGAAGAGGUCGAGGAAAACUCAUCUCAAGGAUCGCUGUCGUCCCAACGAACCCUUAACAACACGAUUCCGGGCGAAUUUGGCACCGGAAGCUCACGAUCCACAACUGUCACCUCUUCGAUCAAAGCCCUGGCCACAUCACUGGGCUGGAAGCGCAACAUGCCCGAAUCUACGCCUGCAUCCACGUCUUCGUCCAAAGCCAGUGCCACGGUGCAAGAACACGAUGAACUUGCGCAGAACUCGACGCCAUAUUCGGCUCUGCCACUUCCUACGUCUCUCCCACAAACCGACCAUUUUGUACUUGACGACUCAGGUCGCAACUCCCUGGGCUCCACCCACGAAGCCCCCCUACCCGGCCACUCACUACGCCCUGGCAUCCCAGCACCACCAAACGCGCGACUCAGCCUCGGUUUGGGCCCCCAUGUCCCAGCCACGCCCACCCGCCAAACUCAACCCACCACCACCAUCCGACUCGUCUCCAACCACGCACCUGAAUCGAGCUAUGGCGAGACAAGAACGCCUCAACUCAAACCCUUCAAGACCAGCUUCGACAUCACGUUCGGAAGUCCAAUACCUGGCGGUAACCUAUUUAGUUUCGGAAGUCUAAACUCCUGGCCACCCAACGAUGAUGUCGAGAUGGGUGGCAUUUACCCCAAGCUCACCGUCAGUGAUCUACCACCAUUGGUCGUCAGCUCUCCGUCGAAGGAGUGCGACGUUGCCAUGCGAGGCACGCCCUCACGCACCCCCAACCGUCUCUCGACGGCCAAAUCCAACCCACCUUCGCCAUUCGUUUUCGGCUCCCCGAGUCCUCAACAUCGCGUCUCUAACCAUCAGUUCCGAGCUGCAGCUGCGUCCGUCCUUGAAGAAAUGAACGCACGCCUACGAGCAGAGGGCAUAGACGAGAUUGGCACCGACAUCGUCGACAGACUCCAUCCCCACCGCAAGGUAACUGAACAGGAGCGUGAUAUCAAGCCACUGCCUUCCAACAAACGCGGCGAGAUCAGCAGCAAGUUCAACAAGGCACACGAGGAAGAGUUCUCGAAGAUGGAGGGCAUCGACAAUGUCUUGAAGCGAAAGCAGGCCUCGCCCCAGAAACCUACCGAACCCGUCGUUAGACGCAAGCGCAAGUCGAGCGUGAUCGAACAGGGCAAGCCUCCACGAAGGCCGAGUGCCAUGCCCCCUGGACGUCCGAACGUCAGCGCAACACGGGUCAUUAGCAAUGGCAGACGCGCACGAGCGCUCCCCGGUGCAUUCGGCAUGGAUGACGACGACGAAGACGACGAAGAACCCGUCAACAAUCACGACAGCAACGACAACGAUAGAAGGGGUAGCAAACGCGUCAGGAUGGACCCUGAAUUUGCUGAGGAGCAAGCGCUGAAAGAUAAGGAGGAGGAGAAGAAGAAGGGUGCUGAGGAGAGAGAGCGGGAGGCGAUCAAACGGAAGCUCGAGGCUAACCGAGCUCGGAGGAGAAGCAGUGCUGCCCACCUAGCUGUUGGCGGCCGGAAGAGCGUCGGAGGACCGAGAAAGAGUGUUGGAAAGGCUGGUCCUAGAGCAAGCCUCCUCAAACCGAAACCUAAACCUUCUCGGUUUGGGUUCUUCUCCUCUGCGAAGUCGCUUGUGCAGAGUGUAUGGAACCGUGGCAAGACCCCUGCUGCUGUUACGGCCACCCCAAGCCACAUUCCCAAGCCCAUCUCUAGCACACUGCCAAAUGCGAAAGCAGAAGAGACAACCACUCUUGCACCAGCCAAGGAAAAGGAGAAGAUGGGACCACCUUCCUUACUACCGAUGAAGAAAUCUACCAUCGCUCCAGCCAAAUCAACUACAGCCAAUGCCAGUGGCAGCAAGUUGCCUUCUCUGAAACCGCAAACAGCCAUGAAGCAAGGACUCUCUGCCCCAAUGACAACCCCAUCCUAUGCGCAAGGCUCUGUGGCCUCCUCAUCGUCGUCAGCGCGGUCGAGGUCACCUAUACCCUCGUUCGGGACAAUGUCGAGUAUUGCCUCUGGAGCAAGCUCGGGGAGGAACAGCUUGCAAAGUAAUGCUGCGCGGAGCGCACCUUCUUCAGCGAUUGGCACAGCGAGGUCGAGGGCCUCUUCUAUUGCUAGCUCUGCCGCUGGCGUCUCAUCUGUUGGCACACGAGCAUCUAGCUCAAGAGGCUCGGGUGCUGGUGGCGUAGGUAGCAUGGGCUUGAGGAAGCCAACAUCGCGGACUCCGAGUUUGACUACAGCUGGGUCUUCCUCUUCUCGCCUCUCAACGAGAUUAUCUACGUCAUCAAGAUUGCUUGCGCCAACCGCUAGCUCGUUGGCCAAGACGGCUGGGCGUGCAUCGUCGGGGCUGAAGACCGUUGCUGAAGGUAGUUUCAGCAAGAAGGUUGCUCAAGACAAGGAGAAAUAUGCGCUGAACAUGAUCACGAAUUCUUCUACAAUCAACACACCCGCUCCGGUCACGCCCGCCUCAAUAAUCGCGUCCUCUAUUACAACACCGUUUUCGCCGAGCUCUGGAAGGAUAUUCAGCAAGCCUCUCCUCUUGCCUAUCCAGUCUGGUAUCCCCACGCCCGCGAAGAGACGCAGCCCGGUUGGUACACAAUCAACGCCCACGGAAGAUGGUGCAGGCGGAGGGGCAACCAGGACACGGGUCAAGUCCCUGAAUGGCCGCAAGCCUCGCAUAUCUCGUUCUAAAGUCAUCGCUCGCCUCGCUUCCCAGCGGGCAGCGGGCGCCUCUACUGGCCGACCACGUCCAAGUAUCAAGGCGCCACUGACCCCGCGGGCGUCAGGGACGAAGACGCGCUCAAGCCUUGGUGCAAAAGUGUCGCGAGCGAGCUACGGCGGCGUCGGCGGAUUGAAGGCCCGGGCUAGUGGUGGCGCUGCUAUCCAGAUGAGCGCGAAGCGGAGAGCGAGACAGAGCGAGUACUACGCUAGAAGGAAGAUCAGUCGCGGUGCAAGUUUGUUGGGAUCCGCAGGUGGUGAUAGUGGAAUGGAUGUUGAUGCAUAG
This is a messenger RNA of Cyclocybe aegerita, 3501 nucleotides long. The record is from the annotation of a GenBank genome assembly. NCBI's taxonomy places the organism in Eukaryota, Fungi, Basidiomycota, Agaricomycetes, Agaricales, Hemipholiotaceae.